Messenger RNA from Aspergillus alliaceus, 1413 nucleotides. RefSeq lists its product as uncharacterized. The transcript is spliced from 2 exons. Lineage: Eukaryota; Fungi; Ascomycota; Eurotiomycetes; Eurotiales; Aspergillaceae. Gene Ontology annotation, molecular function: protein binding. The record is from RefSeq and is a predicted model, not a curated record. The coding region runs from base 1 to 1413 and encodes 470 amino acids.
AUGGAACAGGUUGAGACUUCAACCACCGGGUGUGUUGCUGCUAGCUUCCCUAGCGCGCAGCAGAUUCGAGAACGUGUCCAACCCAAACAGAACAACGCCCUGGGUGUACCUUUUCCUCGCAUCUUGAAUAAUGCCAUUCACCAUCCUGAAGAGCGUGCGGCCAACUAUCAUCAAUACCCCCGUCGUGAGACCUGGGGAGAUGGACGAGCUUUAAGCCAUAGUGAAACUGCCUUAGCAGAACAAGGCGUUAAUUCGGAAAAUGAUGAUAGUUCCAUCCUGCACGCUAUCCCAAACCCAACCUCUCGAUAUAUCAAGUCAUAUCUGUCCUAUGAUUUCCCAACCCAGCAACCGCCCAAAAAUCCGAAUCCUCAAAUAAUAGAAGAUGUGAACAGCUUACCCAAAACAUUCAUCGUGAGCAUCGUUCCACAAACGGCGGCACCGAGCCAUACACCACAUAAACCGAGCCUUAACACUGUGUCACUCAGUAAGAACACAUUGUAUCGUCGGUCAACAUAUUCAGAUACCAGUGCAUAUGCAGCAAUUGGCGUUUGUGUUGCUAUCGGAAUUAUAGCAGGUUUCAUUCUGUACUGGCUAUACAAGAAGCGGCAGCUCCGCAUAGGUAAGGUUAUCGUUGGCGACUCUGGUGAUUACAAGCCUUCAAGAGCCAAGAUCCUUAAUCCAGGCUGGAGAGCACAAAGCAUCACAUUCCCAAAAAGGAAUCAAUUAUCAGAUAUUGUUCCUUCGUUUUGGAAGUCGUCCAAUCGCAAAACCAACAACUACCGCCCACACCAUACCCUUCCAACAUCGAAAUCCUUUAUCCAGACCAAGGAGUCUACAAGCAAUUUUGUCGUUCGCUUUAAACGGUUUGAUGGGAAUGGGAAUAGUCACGACCCAGAGCGGACCAGGAGCGUUACCCUGCCAACUUUCAUAACAAGAAGCACGGAACAUGUUGCAAGCCUCAUCAGUUCUCCGCGAAUCCCUGCUUUACCCUCGCUUCACAGAGCCACAUCAGCAUUCGCCAUAGGAGCUGAGGCUAAAGCUACGCCUGAUCGUGACGAUCGUCUCUCUAUGGAAGAGAACAGAAACAUUCCGUGUUAUACCCCUUCCACGUUCAAAAUAUACGGUGUCGAGAUGAACUUCAGCCCUGUACAGGACGGUCAGGUCAAACUAGAGGCCGGACAGUCGGUAAAGAUCUACCAGUUUUAUGACCAUGGCUGGGUAUAUUGUGUCAACCGUGAAACCGGUCAGGAUGGCUUAGCGCCACGAGCCUGCCUUUCUAUAUGGCCAACCACGAGAACGGAAAGCGAUGUUACAAUGUUUCCCGGGCACAGGAAUUUUUCUGUCACGUCGUUCGGCUCAUCGCACCCUAUUUCACCGAGUAGUCGGUUCUAUAACCAGUUUUGUCCUUCAUAA